AAAGCUACAAUUGAGGAGGUAAGCAAAACAAUUAUUCAUUAACUUUUUCUUAUAUAUGUAAUAAAUGUUUGGAGAACUAGAAUAACCAAUCUAAAUGAUUUUUUACGAACAUAGUAAAUGUUAACACUUUUGAGCCAAUUAUUGCAGUGCAAGAGAAUGAUGAGAAGCAAUCUUCAACUGGCCAAAUGGGCAGUAACGGGUCACUUGCCUAGCUUUGAUGAGUACCUAGAUGUUUCUGGUGUCGAGAUCGCUCUAUAUUUUACCCUGGCAUGUAUUUUGAUGGGUAUGGAAAAUAUCUGCAAGAAAGAAGCUUAUGAGUGGUUGAAAUCUAGAGACAAACUCGUUAGAGCAUUGACCGCAAAAGCACGAGUGUUGAAUGAUAUACUUGGCUUCGAGGAUGACAUGAGCCGAGAAUAUGUCACGAACUCGAUCAACUGUUAUAAUAAACAAUAUGGAGUUACAGAAGAAGAGGCUUUUAGAAAGCUUCAUCAAAUGGUUGCAGACCUUGAUAAGAUGAUGAAUGAGGAGUUUUUGAAGACAAUUUAUUAUCUUAAGAUAUUCAUUAUCGACACUUUACGCGCAGCGAAUGUUAGUUAUGAAAAGGAUGAUGAAUUCACCCGUCCUGGUGAACAUCUCAAGAACUGUAUCACGUCACUGUACGUUGAUCUUCAAGGACUUUGAUUUAUCAAACUUACUUGUGGUUUAGUUUGUAAUUGGGUACAAAUCUCUAUCUCGCGUCUCUUGUGUGUCUUUAGGUGUUUUCAGUUGUUGUUUUUCAAGUCAAAGUUUCUUUGUGCAUUGAA
Molecule: messenger RNA, 803 nt
Organism: Arabidopsis lyrata subsp. lyrata
Lineage: Eukaryota; Viridiplantae; Streptophyta; Magnoliopsida; Brassicales; Brassicaceae
Product: terpenoid synthase 28-like
Exons: 2
Coding region: 118-681 (187 amino acids)
Molecular function (GO): magnesium ion binding; terpene synthase activity
Source: RefSeq, a predicted model, not a curated record